AUGUUGGAAAGCGGCCCCCCAGGCAGCAUGGUCUGCUCAACCACCAACGCGAACCGCUCACGUUCAAAUGCCACUCACCAAUACAGAGGACAAAACUCAAUUCGCACGGACGCCGGCUCCCGAACACAGCAAGAACAGAAGUCUGUUCGUGAGAACACCACUUACCUAAUACAGCAAUACAGAGGACAGAACUCUGUUGGUACGGACGCAAGUUACCGAACACAGCAAGAUAGGACUCUGUUUGUGAGAACGCCGCUGAUUCCACAUAUGACCACACAGCAGAUAGAACUUCAGGAGAAUCAAAGGGCACACGUGCUCCAACACAGAACCUUUUAA
Messenger RNA from Pelobates cultripes (western spadefoot toad), 336 nucleotides. NCBI's taxonomy places the organism in Eukaryota, Metazoa, Chordata, Amphibia, Anura, Pelobatidae. The record is from the annotation of a GenBank genome assembly.